AUGUUUGACCUGCAUGAACACAUUGGUUCCAAAAUAGAAGCAUUGGAUGCGAUAUUGAGGAAGAUGGAUGCAUCUGGUGGAAUGGAUGCAGCUGAUAUCAUACAAACUGAGAUAGAUGAGCUAAAGAAGAUGUGUACAGCAUAUGAGGAAGAGAGGGAAUCAAAAACAGUCGUGAAAAAAGAGGAGGACGUGUUCAAAACGCGAUGCUACCUGAAAGACGGAAGUGUGUACGUCGCAACCAGAAAGCCAGCCAAAAACUACAAAUACCUGUUUGACAGGGACACAAAGGCCAUCACGUACGAAUUUGAGAAUGGGCAGGUGGAACGGACAUUUGUAGGCGGAUUCAAGGAAAUCAGACUUCCUGAUGGCAGAAUCUACCUGAAAUUGGGCCCAGGUGAAUACGACUGUAUUCUGAGCAAGAAAUAA
This is a messenger RNA of Enterospora canceri, 426 nucleotides long. NCBI's taxonomy places the organism in Eukaryota, Fungi, Microsporidia, Enterocytozoonidae. The record is from the annotation of a GenBank genome assembly.